UAUGGUAUUAUUUACAAUAGAUUGAGAGUGAACUAUUAGAUUUGCAAUUUUCAUUCUAAUAUUGUAUUCAGGGACAAACAGACAAUUUAAAGUAUAGAUAAAGGACAAUAAAUAAUGUUGAACGAUGAACGUUUCAAAACGUUUAGAAGAAAAUUUAGUAAAAUUAACGUAAGGAACCAGUUUCUUGGUGUGUAAUUCAACAAUGCUUGAUGAAUUCAAUAGAUUAUUGAUGAUUGUUGACUCAAAAAAAAGAAAAAA
Paramecium tetraurelia is the source of this 258-nucleotide messenger RNA. RefSeq lists its product as uncharacterized. The record is from RefSeq and is a predicted model, not a curated record. The annotation marks the transcript as partial. The transcript has 2 exons. Lineage: Eukaryota; Ciliophora; Oligohymenophorea; Peniculida; Parameciidae.